ACGGUGGUGCCUACUUGUAACACAUUUUAUUUAGAGAGAGAGAAAAAAAAAGUUAGUUUGUAGACGUUACCGGACUUCAACCCUUUUUAUCCACCGGAAUUCAGGACUUUUUUCACGUCCGGCUAGGGCUCAAAAUCUCAACCCUCCUCACCCCUCAUCUUUAUCACUCACUCUCGGGAUCAGUACAAUCUUUCCCCCCAAAAAAGUUGAAAUUUUUACCACUCUUUAUGACUGUCAGAUUCAGGAUCUGAAAUUUCGUCAAGAUUAAAGAUGUUUACGCCUCAGAAAGUGUUGUCGGGCUGGCUGUCGGGUGCUAGAGACGAGAAGAACGGGUCUGGUAAUUCGGACCCUAAUUGUUCAAACCCUAAUAAGGGUUUUGGUGUCGGUGAUUUGACACCCAAGGGUUUGGUGUCGAACGUUGGGGUUUUGGAUCAAGAUGUUGUGGUUGAUAAGAUUAAUAAGCUUGAGAAGGAGCUCUAUGAAUACCAAUACAACAUGGGCCUUCUUCUCAUCGAGAAAAAAGAAUGGAUCUCAAAAAACGAACAAUUUGAGCAAGCAUUAGCCGAAACCAAGGAGCUCCUCCAACGAGAACAAACGGCUCAUCUUAUCGCAAUGUCAGAAGUAGAGAAACGAGAAGAGAAGUUAAGAAAAGCAUUGGGAGUUGAAAAACAGUGUGUCCAUGAGUUAGAGAAAUCUUUGCGGGAAAUGCGGUCAGAAUACGCAGAAAUAAAAUUCACCGCUGAUUCAAAGUUAGAAGAAGCACACGCGCUGUCUACUAGCAUAGAAGGGAGAUCGUUAGAAGUAGAGGCAAAGUUACGUUCUGCUGACGCUAAGCUUGCUGAGAUCAGCAGGAAGUCAUCGGAGAUUCAACGAAAAGCAGCGGAGAUCGAGGCAAAAGAAAAUUCACUCAUGAGAGAACGCGUGUCAUUCAAUAACGAGAGAGACGCACAUGAACGUAGUUUAUCGCACCAACGGGAGGAUUUACGAGAAUGGGAGAAAAAAUUACAAGAGGGAGAAGAGAAGCUUGUUGAGCUUCGUAGAUUGAUUAAUCAAAGAGAGGAGCUAGCAAAUGAUAACGAUAAAAUCGUUAAGCAGAAACAACUUGAUCUCGAAGAAGAACAAAAGAAGAUUGAAAUCGGUAAUGCGGCUUUAAAAGCUAAAGACGAUGAAAUCAGCACGAGGAUGAAAAACGUAGCUUUGAAAGAGAAGGAAGCUGCGGUUAUGAGAAAGAAUCUAGAAGUAAAAGAAAAGGAAUUACAAGGGGUAGAAGAGAAGCUGAACGCGAGAGAAAAAGUAGAGAUUCAAAAACUCAAGGAUGAACACAAGGCCAUAUUGGAUGCAAAGACACGCGAGUUUGAGUUAGAAAUGGAAGAAAAGAGAAAAUCGUUAGACGAUGAAUUCAAAGUUAAGGUUAUCGAGGUGGAGAAAAAGGAAGUUGAAGUCAAUCACUUGGAAGGAAAAAUCGCAAAACGGGAACAAGCUCUCGAGAAGAAACUCGAGAAAAUUAACUCUAAAGAGAAGGAUGUUGACGUAAAGUUGAAAGAAUUGAAGGAGAAGGAGAAGACGUUUAAAGCCGAGCAGAAGACGUUAGAGAAAGAACGGGAAAAAUUACGUGGCGAAAUGGAGAAUUUGGCGAGUCUCGAGGCUGAGCUCAAGAAAUUAAGUAGUGAAAUUGAAGAACAAAGGUCAAAAGUAGACAAAGAACGGGAAAGACUUCGAGUAACGGAAGAGGAACGUGCGGAAUUCGUCCGUUUACAGGCGGAAUUAAAGCAAGAGAUAGAGAAAACGAGACAAGAACGGGAAUUGGUUUUGUCGGAAAGGGAGAAUUUGAAGCGUGAGAAGGAGAAAUUCGAAGUGGAAUGGGAAGAACUUGAUGAGAAACGAGCAGAGAUAAAGAAGGAAUUGGAAUCGGUUGCUUUACAGACGGAAAAGAUGGAGAAAUCGAAUCGUGUAGAAGAGGAGCGGUUGAAAAAUAUGCGGUCGGAAACCGAGAGUUACGUAGAGAGAGAGUUGGAAUCUCUCAAACUCGAUAAAGAAUCGUUUGCGGCUUACAUGGAUCACGAGAAGUCGGUGUUGGAAGAAAAAUAUAACAAUAAAGAAUCCCAAAUGCUUCAUGAUUUCGAAGUGAGAAAACAAGAACUCGAAGCCGAAAAUCGAAACAGAGAAAUGGAAUUCGAGAACCGUAUGCGCGAACGGGAAAGGUCAUUGGAAGAAGAGCGAGAAAGAGAGUUAGCAAACGUGCAGUAUCUGAGAGACGUCGCUAGUCGAGAAAUGCAAGAAGUGAAAUUCGAACGCGCACAGUUAGAAAAGGAGAAACAUGACGUAUUUGCGAACCAGAAGCAUCUAGAAAGUCAACAGCUUGAAAUGAAAAACGAUAUUGAUUCACUCGUUGGGCUUAGCGUGAAGUUAAAAGACCAACGCGAACAAUUCUUAAAAGAACGUGAACGGUUUGUUGCGUUUGUCGAGAAACAAAAGGGCUGCAAGGAAUGCGGAGAGCGAGUUUCCGCGUUUGUGCUGUCCGAUCUUCAAUCGUUAGCCGAAACUAAAAACGCUGAUGAAUUUGCUUUACCGAAAUUAGCAGAUGGUUAUUUGAAAGAAUCGGUUCAAGUUACUUCCGAGAGUAAACCAAAUGUCGGGACUUCUAUCGGUAAUUCAGGAUCUCCCGGUUCUGGUAGUAGAACGUUAAACUGGUUGAAAAAAUGUACGUUUAUCUUCUCAGCCGGGAAGAAGAACGAGCAUAAAGCCGGUGAAACGGAAAUCGAAGCGCAAGAGAAGCUUGUAGACGUCGGAGAAAUACCCGAGUUUAUACUGAGCUCCGAGGACGAGCCGGAAGUGUCGGCUCGAGUCGUACCGGAUUCUUUCGACGUCCAACGCGAUGCGGACCAGUCAGCUGACGAAGGUCAUAAAAACAUCGCACACGAGAUUGAGGAAGUUGCUCAGCAGCCUGAUGAGAAUGAAGGUCAAAGUAAGUCAACCAAGAGGCAGAGGCCCAGGGCUCCUCGAGCCACACGGUCCAAAGCUACUAGUGAUAACAAUGGCGUUGCGGAAAACUCUGUUUACACAAACGAAGUGAGUCAGGGAGUUUCGAAAGGUGGGGGCCGCAAGCGCACGAGUGAACAGGAGCCUGCGUACAGCGAACAAUCUGAUAGCGUCACAAACGGGGGCCGCAGGACCCGGAGAAAGAAAGUUGCGGAGGCUCCUAAAGUAGCACGGUACAACCUACGUCGAUCCACAAGGGGAGCCUCGUCGAAUCAAAGUAAAGAGGACGGAAUCGAUUCAAAGGUCCAGCGUGGAGCUUCAACGACUACUGCUAACGGAGGCUUGCAAGCCAGUAAGAAAGUUGUGGAUGACGAGAAUGAGUUUGCAAACAAGCUUCCAGAAGAUGUGGCUUUGAGUGAAGAAGUCACCGGGACACCACAACAGGUUAGAGAGAAUCACAACGAUGAUCAUGAGAUCCAAACUCAACAGGAAGAAGACGACGGUGACGGUGAUGGUGAUUCGGAAGUUGAAUCCGACGAGGAGGAGACGGAGCAUCCGGGUGAAGUUUCGAUAGGAAGAAAGCUAUGGACGUUUAUUUCGACAUGAGACGAAAAAGUGUUUUAUAUGAAUAUGCAUGCAUAGAGUCCAAGCAACUCUUUCCUUUUUGGUGUCGAGAGUUGUUUGUUGUGUUUCUAGCGUCGGUCGGUGGGUCGGUGGGUCUUGAUUAUUAUUAUUUGUGUUUAUGUAGUAGUCAUGGUAAGUAGUAGCUAAUUUACAAGGAGUCUUAGAUUGUUUUUGCAAAGCAAAUGCUGCUUGCUACAUAAAAUUUAUGUAAACCUUCACAUGCUUGCUUUUCAUUUUCUUUUAUUUAUUACCAGACUUGGAUUGUUCAUUCUA
This is a messenger RNA of Helianthus annuus (common sunflower), 3876 nucleotides long. Its product is annotated as protein CROWDED NUCLEI 1. The transcript is spliced from 8 exons. The record is from RefSeq and is a predicted model, not a curated record. Gene Ontology annotation, cellular component: nucleus. The coding region runs from base 271 to 3585 and encodes 1104 amino acids. NCBI's taxonomy places the organism in Eukaryota, Viridiplantae, Streptophyta, Magnoliopsida, Asterales, Asteraceae. Gene Ontology annotation, biological process: nucleus organization.